Molecule: messenger RNA, 306 nt
Organism: Trypanosoma rangeli
Lineage: Eukaryota; Euglenozoa; Kinetoplastea; Trypanosomatida; Trypanosomatidae
Exons: 1
Coding region: 1-306 (101 amino acids)
Source: RefSeq, a predicted model, not a curated record
AUGAUUUGUUUGUGGUUGCACCUGAACUUCCAGGUGGCACGGCGAGGUAGCAAAGGGCCGAUUUUGGCGUGGAAGGGACGAAGAAGGAAACGUAAAAGAAGAAGAAAAAAAGGAAGAGGCAACGAAGUGUACAAGAAAGUCAACCAAAUGCAGGAACUUUCUGAAGGGGCCAAGUAUGGCAUUUCGGCCUCCGUUUAUGUUGUGCUUGCCGCGCUGUGGAUGGCCUUCUCCGUACUGUAUGGGAAGAUUGCCGAUCGUUGCUUGAGUGACAACGAUCCAGAAUACACAUACGGAGCGUAUUUGUAA